Messenger RNA from Notodromas monacha, 1485 nucleotides. Lineage: Eukaryota; Metazoa; Arthropoda; Ostracoda; Podocopida; Cyprididae. The record is from the annotation of a GenBank genome assembly.
AUGAUUCUUGUAACCCAAUUGUUUGGGUGCCCCGACAAUCGGGUGACCGGACCGCAGUUUGGUGGGCUGGGGAUUGGCAAGGCCAAGAACUGCCCUGGCUGGCGGUUGGACCGACCGGCGCUUGACGACCGGCGGGUGCGCGACCGUCAAUUGACCGACCGGCGGCUGACCGGACACGGAAAUUCCAACAUCAUGUCGCCCCUUCCACCCUGGUCCUCGCCUCACCCGCACCGUGCGCAUAGUCGCGAACAGAAACGCGCUGCUUCAGCAGCUACGCGAGACAACCGCUUGAUGCCGCCACCUGCUGCCCCUCUUUCAAAGUGCGAUCAGUUACCAGAAAAGCUGCGUGCUUCUGAAAACAGGGCAACCCGGGAUAGGCAAUCGUGCAUCAGCAAACAGAUAACGUCGCAGCCGAAGCGGUCUGAGAAGGCGGAAUUUUUUCCGCAAUAUUUGUCCGCUGAGCGGAGUCGUGAACCUGAUUGCGUACUACUUUGGCUGAAGAAUUUUGCCGGGUCUCGUGAACCUACGUGCGUCAACAUGAAAGAUUUUGAUGGAAUGCCUACAACAAAGUCGGCAAAUGCCUUCAAUGAUUUGAAGCGUGCUUGCAGCAGCAGAAGAAUGCCGACUUCAUCAGCAAUGGAGAAAUCGAAUCACGUGUUUCGUAAAGAGAGUAGGUAUGCCGAGACUGGGCGGAAAACGAAGAACUCAUCAUCAAUCUCGAAGUCUGGCGUAGGAAACGAAAACGAACAUCACAACCACCGCGAUUCAUUUCGGUACUCAUCGGAAAUCAACCAGAAUGAGGUGAAGGAGACUCGAAGAUACGAUCCACACACGCCGCUGUGUACUCCGCCGGUCACUCAUUGCGAUGUUCGAGAGGAAGAAUCAUCGUCUUCAAUCAAUAACCCGUCGUCGAGCUCGCAGGUUUCUUCAGUGACGAAUACAAACGAGGAUUUGUCUGGGGGAUGGAAAAGCUACUUGAUGAAGGAUGGAAGAAGACACGAAAACCAGCAGUCAUGUGACUACGACAGGUCGGAUUCGCAGCCCCUGUCCCCCAAGGCCCGUGCAACUUCGCCUAGUGCAGAAGACACGUGUGCUGCUGACUACGAAAGUGACCUGUACACACCGCUAGCUCAAGAAGACCGCCAUCAUUCUGAGGAACUUCCUGACGAGCAAAAUCUAAACGUUUACAGCUGGUCGAAAGAUGAGAGCGAGAAUGCCGCGUUGGAAUCAUGGGGCAAACGAUCCAAUCCAGAAAACAUGAUGAGCUUCUUGGUAACCGCAGCCUUCAAACAGUCGUCGACUCGUCUCAUUGCUAUUCAAGAUGAUAACCACCGGCUCCAUAUCAAGUUUCGCGAGCUUCUUCCGCAUCUCAAGAACUACGGCCUUAGCGAUUCCUUUCUGACGGUGUUCCGGUAUCACCUGAAGUAGCCCUUGCUGGCCAUGUAUCAUCAAUGAAAACCACGCCACGAGAUUUCCUGUCAAACG